AUGAAGAAGGAUGAGUCGUUGCGGCAAAGCGAACGAUUGAGGACGUUGUAUUCGAGUCAAAACAAUGAUGCUGAGGUGUCAAAACUUCGGGAACUGUUAGUGGAUUACGAGCGACGUAUCGAUGAUACAAGUGUACGAUUGGAGCAGCUCAAUGCGGAUGUGAAGGAGCGAGAUGGCAGUUUAUUUCUCGCUGAUUUAACCGAAGAAAACAACGUGUUGGUUGAGGAUAAUAAACAGGAACGUGAAUUUUCAACGUUAACCAAGGCAAAGUAUGAUGAAUUGAAAGUGAAAUUCGAACAAAGCUCAUCGGCACUGAUCGAAAAAGGUAAGGAUUGUGUGCGACUCAGUGAGGAAAUCGAGGAAAUCAAAGCAGAUCUAUUAACAAAAUGUGGAAACAUCACGAGUAUGUUGUAUAUCUUUGGAAGUUACAUUUCCAGCUGA
Anisakis simplex (herring worm) is the source of this 441-nucleotide messenger RNA. The record is from the annotation of a GenBank genome assembly. Lineage: Eukaryota; Metazoa; Nematoda; Chromadorea; Rhabditida; Anisakidae.